Messenger RNA from Megalops cyprinoides (Indo-Pacific tarpon), 2048 nucleotides. RefSeq names its product CWF19 like cell cycle control factor 1 (gene cwf19l1). Gene Ontology annotation, molecular function: RNA lariat debranching enzyme activator activity. The transcript is spliced from 14 exons. Gene Ontology annotation, biological process: mRNA splicing, via spliceosome. Bases 295 to 1926 code for a protein of 543 amino acids. The record is from RefSeq and is a predicted model, not a curated record. Gene Ontology annotation, cellular component: post-mRNA release spliceosomal complex. NCBI's taxonomy places the organism in Eukaryota, Metazoa, Chordata, Actinopteri, Elopiformes, Megalopidae.
CCGAGUGGACACAUUUCCGGUUUAUAAAUGAAAGUAAACGAACAGGUCAAUAGCUAUAAAUCUGCUCUAACAAAGAUGUUUUUAUACAGACUUUAGUCAUCUCACUAUGUAGGCUGAUGCCUUUGAAAGUCUUUCUCUUAGAGAUUACUUCAAUAUUUUUUAUGUUUGAAGGGGACACAAAAUACCGACGGACACCACGCGAAUGUAUUUUUAAAAUUUGAAACGCUCCGUAAAAAAACCGCUUCCAGCACACGUGCAACUUUUUACUACGGAUUAUUUUAUCUAUUUGACAGAAUGGGAGAUCAACCAUUAAGAGUGCUUGUUUGUGGGGAUGUUGAAGGGAGGUUUAGCGUUUUAUUCAACCGGGUGACAACAAUUCAGAAGAAGAGCGGGCAGUUUGAUCUGCUGCUCUGUGUUGGAGAUUUCUUUGGUUCUUCGCCGGAGACGCAAGUGGAGUGGGAAGCGUACAAAUCUGGGGCAAAGAAAGCACCCAUCCACACCUAUGUUCUGGGUGCAGCAAGUCAGGAUACAGUGAGGUAUUUUCCCAGUUCAGAUGGGUGCGAGCUGGCGGAGAAUAUCACCUAUUUGGGUCGCAGGGGCGUCUUCACAGGGGUGUCGGGGCUCCAGAUCGCCUACGUCAGCGGCAGAGAGGCCCAGCAGGAGCCGGUGCCAGCCCACUGCUUCACGGCCAAAGAUGUGGCCGCCCUGGUGGCGCCGCUGGUAUCCAGCUCCAAGUUCAAAGGGGUGGACAUUCUCCUGACCUCGCAGUGGCCUCGGUGGGUGUGGCAGUACGGCAACAGUCCAGACAUAAACACUAAAUCUUGUGGAGCAGCCUCUAUUGCCCACCUGGCAGAGCAGCUGAAGCCUCGCUACCACUUCGCUGGAUUGGAGGGGACACAUUAUGAGCGACUGCCAUACAGGAAUCACAUGGUACUGCUGGAGAAUGCACAGCAUGUCAGCAGAUUCAUAGCCCUGGCUAACGUUAACAACCCUGCAAAGAAAAAGUACCUGUAUGCAUUCAGCAUCGUCCCACUGAAAAACAUGGACCCCGCAGAGUUGGUUAAACAGCCACAAGAUGUCACUGAAAACCCCUACCGCAAGAGUCUGAAAGAAAGCAAGAAGGACAAGCCUGCUGCUGCAGCUGCCUUCCAGGAAGAAGAGCCGGCCUCUCAGUUCUUCUUUGACCUGGGGAAGAAGCAGCAGCAGGGCUCAGUCAGGAAGAGGCAUUCGGAAGGAGACAGACCCACCCAGCCCAAACAGCCACGCAGACCCCCUCAGCCCACCGGACCCUGCUGGUUCUGUCUGGCAAGCCCAGAGGUGGAGAAGCACCUGGUGAUCAGCAUCGGAACUCACUGCUACAUGGCUCUGGCCAAAGGCUGCCUGACCCCAGAUCAUGUGCUGCUGCUGCCCAUCGGACACUACCAGUCUGUGGUGGACCUGGCAGCGGAGGUUGUGGAGGAACUGGAGCGGUACAAGGCGGCCGUCAGGGACUUCUACAAGAGCCGGGGACGCCGCUGCGUGCUGUUUGAGAGGAACUACCGAAGCCAGCACCUACAGCUGCAGGUGGUCCCGGUGCCUGUGGAUCGGUGCAGCACAGACGACAUAAAGGAGGCCUUUAUGGUGCAGGCGCAGGAGCAGCAGAUGGAGCUGCUGGAGAUCCCGCAGCACACAGACCUCAAGCAGAUUGCCCAGCCGGGUACACCAUACUUCUAUGUAGAGCUGGACACUGGAGAGAAGCUCUUCCACAGGAUCAAGAAGAACUUCCCACUUCAGUUUGGAAGGGAGGUGCUGGCCAGCGAGGCAGUUCUGAACAUCCCAACCCGUGCUGACUGGAGAGAGUGCAAGUACAGCCGGGAGGAGGAAGAAUCCUUGACCAAGAAGGUUCGGGAAGAAUUUGAGCCCUUCGACUUCACCCUGAUGGACUGAAAGGCCAGCUUUCUGAGGACAGAGCAGGGGGCUGCGGUGCCGGAAUUGGUGGCCUGAGGUCACAUGACAGACUAUUCUCUCGAGGGUCCAGCGAGGCUCCCUGGCAGACAGUGGUAACAUGG